AAUUUCUCGUCCUUUUCCUUUGACUCCGCCAUAGUUCCCACUUCCUCGCCCUCUUUGCUCCAUUGCAGGCUUGCAGCCAUGUCGGAGAUCGUGACCGUGGCAUGGCAGCGUUACCUUCGGCAGCUACAGCUUCAUCCCCUCAGAACAAAGGCCAUCACUUCAGGGGUUUUGGCCGGGUGCAGCGAUACGAUCGCGCAGAAGAUAUCCGGGGUCAAGAAGCUCCAGUUGAGAAGGUUGCUUCUCUUCAUGAUCUAUGGUUUUUGUUAUGCUGGACCUUUUGGUCACUUUCUCCACAAACUUAUGGAAAAAAUUUUUAAGGGAAAAAAGGGUAAUGAAACUGUUGCCAAAAAGGUACUUUUGGAACAACUAACAGCCUCACCUUGGAAUAACAUGAUUUUUAUGAUGUACUAUGGAUUAGUUGUUGAAGGAAGAUCAUUUAACCUAGUGAGCAAGAAAAUAAGGAAUGAUUACCCAACCAUCCAAUUGACUUCAUGGAAGUUUUGGCCAAUAGUUGGGUGGAUAAACUAUCAAUACAUGCCUCUGCAGCUUCGUGUCCUGUUCCACAGCUUUGUUGCUUCUUGCUGGGGUGUUUUUCUGAACCUGAAAGCACGGUCGGCUGCUACUGUUAAGAAGGCAUAAGGUUGGAUCAAAAGGAUGCAAUGAUAAAUAAUGCAGCCUUUUGGAGAUCUCCAUGAAGGUAUCAAUUCGCAUCCACUUUUUUUUUCUUGCAUAAAGGAGGGAUAUUCUUCUAAAUAUUUUAAUUAUUAUAAUUGAUGUGUUAUUCACUUGAUAUUUUCGAUUUUCGUAUCAAUUCAUUUUUGCAAUGUCUCGAAAUGUUUUUUUAAUAAAUAAAAAUUAUUAUCAAUAAAUACUUAA
This is a messenger RNA of Zingiber officinale, 876 nucleotides long. RefSeq names its product peroxisomal membrane protein PMP22-like. Gene Ontology annotation, cellular component: cytoplasm; membrane. The record is from RefSeq and is a predicted model, not a curated record. Lineage: Eukaryota; Viridiplantae; Streptophyta; Magnoliopsida; Zingiberales; Zingiberaceae. Bases 79 to 639 code for a protein of 186 amino acids. The transcript has 8 exons.